Sitophilus oryzae (rice weevil) is the source of this 1429-nucleotide messenger RNA. RefSeq names its product alpha-tocopherol transfer protein-like. Gene Ontology annotation, cellular component: membrane. Gene Ontology annotation, molecular function: phosphatidylinositol bisphosphate binding. The transcript has 8 exons. Bases 346 to 1323 code for a protein of 325 amino acids. The record is from RefSeq and is a predicted model, not a curated record. NCBI's taxonomy places the organism in Eukaryota, Metazoa, Arthropoda, Insecta, Coleoptera, Curculionidae.
CUGGCAACAUCGGUAUCGCUCGCCCAGUUUCUUAGUUGCUUUUGUUUAUGUGAUAUUUCCUGCAAUAUUGUUUGUUUAGAAUAUGUGAAAAAGCGGCUACAAAAUUAUGCAGUUUUUUUUAUUAGAUUGAUUGUGAAUCAAAAUUUUGAAAUACCGAGCGUACUGACCCGCAAUCCCACCACAGAUGCCAGCAGAAGUCGAUGUUGUAUGAAACAGUUUAUUGUUAAUGGUAUUCAAGAAGUAAAAGCCAGACAAGUCUGUGUCGCGUGCUAAAUAGAUGUUUUCUCUAAGUUUUCUUUAUAAUCUAGUGAUUUUUUAAGGCUAAUAUCUUAGAGAUUGGGCACGAUGACUAUAAACGUUGAAGUGGACAACGAUGGAGUGCCCUUCAUCAGACUAGGAAAGCACGAAUUGAGACUAGACGUUGAAGAUAUAUCUGGCGAAUAUGAGGAAAGAGCUAGACGAGAAUUAAUGGAAACACCAGAAAGAGUACAAGAAGGCUUACAGAGAUUUCGAGAGCUUAUAUUAGCUGAAAAAGGACUGUCCUUACCUAUAGACGACGAUAAAUUCCUAUGCAAGUUCCUCAGACCCUUCAAAUUCAACGCAGAUCUCGCCUUCAAAGUCAUGAAAAAGUUCUACAAAUUCAAAGUGAAGUAUCCCAGGUAUGGAGGAUUCAACGUUACACCGGAAGGAGUUAGGCAUGUGUUUGACAACGAAGUUUUUGUAAUGAUGCCUACAAGGAGUAGGACGGGAGGCAGAAUCAUGAUAGUCAAUGCGGGAAGUAAAUGGAAUCCAAAAGUAGUUUCUUUAGAAGAUAUGUUCAGAUCAGUAAUGGUUGCAAUAGAAAUAGCUAUGAUGGAACCAAAGACGCAAGUUGGGGGAGUUAAUGUAAUUUUAAACUUGGAAGGAUUAUCCAUAUCACAUGUGUAUCAGUUUUCACCGUCAAUGGCCAAACUCAUUGCUGACUGGGUCCAAGAAUGUGCACCAGUUCGAUUAAGAGGUCUGCAUGUAGUAAACCAGCCCUACAUUUUCAAUAUGGGUUAUAGAAUUUUCAAACCGUUUUUGGGAGAAUAUAUUAAAAAAAGGUUAAGUUUUCAUGGCACAAACUACAAAAGUCUAACUGAACAGAUAGGCGAAGAUAGUUUACCAGAAAAAUUUGGAGGGACAGCUGACAUUCCCGAUUAUCCUGGAUCGCAGUUCUCGAAUAUGCUAUUCUAUUAUCAACAAAAUUUCAAAGAUUAUCAUAAUUUUGGAUUUGUGGACGAACUGAGAGAAAAAAUUGAAAGAAGUGAUUCCAAAGACAGCAUGAAGAUAGACAAAUCUUGAAUAGGUUCUUUAAAUCUCUGGAAUAUAUUUGACAUCACCAAAUACGAUUGAUUAUCUAAUAAGUUAUAUGUUGUACUGUAGCUGAAUAAAUUAUUUUAUAAUAUUA